Messenger RNA from Eremothecium sinecaudum, 804 nucleotides. RefSeq names its product amphiphysin-like protein RVS161 (gene RVS161). Gene Ontology annotation, molecular function: lipid binding; protein binding. Gene Ontology annotation, biological process: plasma membrane tubulation; actin filament organization; endocytosis. The record is from RefSeq and is a predicted model, not a curated record. Gene Ontology annotation, cellular component: medial cortex; mating projection tip; actin cortical patch. The transcript has a single exon. Bases 1 to 804 code for a protein of 267 amino acids. NCBI's taxonomy places the organism in Eukaryota, Fungi, Ascomycota, Saccharomycetes, Saccharomycetales, Saccharomycetaceae.
AUGUCUUGGGAAGGCUUCAAGAAAGCUAUAAACAGAGCUGGAAACAGCGUUAUCAUCAAAAAUGUCGACCGUACUGUCGACAAGGAGUACGACAUUGAGGAACGUCGAUACCGUGUCCUCGAAAAAGCUGGUAAAGAGUUGCAGAAGGAGGCUAAGGGCUACUUGGACUCGCUACGUGCUGUAACCGCAUCCCAGGUCACAAUUGCAGAGGUCAUCUCAAACCUAUACGAUGAUUCCCGUGUAUCGGGCGGUAAUAGCAACUCGCACAACGUGGGGAACUACUAUUUACAGUGCGUGCGCGACUUCGACUCGGAAACAGUAAAGCAAUUGGACGGCCCCUUCCGUGAAACCGUCCUUGAUCCCAUCUCCAAGUUCUCAUCAUACUUCGAGGAGAUCGACGGCGCAAUUAAAAAGCGUGACCACAAAAAGCAGGACUACGACGCCGCCAAAGCCAAAGUACGCCGGCUCGUGGACAAGCCAGCUAAGGACGCCACCAAGUUGCCACGUGCCGAAAAAGAGCUCGCCCUCGCUAAGGAGGUUUUCGAGUCCUUGAACGAACAGCUCAAGACCGAGCUACCUCAGCUCAUCUCGCUACGCGUCCCCUACUACGACCCCAGCUUCGAGGCCCUUGUAAAGAUCCAACUGCGCUUCUGCACCGAGGGCUACACCCGCUUAGCGCAAAUCCAGCAGUACCUAGACCAGCAGUCACGUGACGACUACGCUAACGGUCUGCUGGACGAGCGCAUCGAGCAGCUCCUCCAGCAGAUGACGAAUUUAAAUAUAUGUGCACUGGGCUACAAGUAG